This is a messenger RNA of Cladophialophora immunda, 858 nucleotides long. RefSeq lists its product as uncharacterized. Lineage: Eukaryota; Fungi; Ascomycota; Eurotiomycetes; Chaetothyriales; Herpotrichiellaceae. Bases 1 to 858 code for a protein of 285 amino acids. The record is from RefSeq and is a predicted model, not a curated record. The transcript has 3 exons.
AUGUCGACGUCCAACGGUGACUCCGCGACGUCAUCGCCGACCCAGGAGGAAUGGGAAGAAUUGUGCAGGGACGUGAAGGAGUCGUUGCUGGAAGAAGUGGGCGACGAGAGCUGGUACAUUAUCAUCGCCACUGUCAUCACGGUCUCGCCACGCCCGCAACUCCUCGCCGACUUCUGGACCUAUAUCACCACCCACGAGGCCGCCUUCUCGACGCCCGAAUCGCGGACCCGCCUCUCUGACAGAUUGCGAGACGCCCUCCUCAAGCAGAUCGUCUUGAUUGGCGCGCCGCAAGUUCUCUCGGCCUUGAUCCCCCUGGCGAACAGGCAGACUGAGGGGAAAGGGGAGCUAGAGCGAGGAGAGUUGGACCUGGAGCAGUGGUCCGGCAUCACCCUCCCGUCGCUGCACGCGCGGGGCAUCGAGGCCAUCACCUCCAUCUACGGCACGCUGUGGCCGCGCAUCUUCCAGACCUUCGGCCCGCACCGGGCGCAGGUGGGCAUCCACGAGAUCGCCAUCGUCUACGGCCUGUACCUGGGCGACUUCUCGACCCUGACGGCCCUGGAGACGGAGCUGGUGGCCUUCGCAAGCAUCACGUGCCAGGGCCUGCGGGGGCCGAGCCUGUGGCACGUCCGCGGCCUGGGGCGGGUGCUGGGCGCGCGGGGCGCCGACGACGAGAACCCCCGGAUGCGGCGCGUCAAGGACGUCGUGCGCGGCGUCAAGGUCGCCGCCGCCCGCGCCGUCGAGUUCUGCGGGCCCGACAUGGUCGCCCGCAGUGGGCUGGAUGCCAGCAACGGCGGCCUCGGCUGGCCGAACGUCGGGGACGUGGGGAGAGAGUUGGGCGGAUGGGGCGACGAUGAAUGA